CAAUAUAGAAUAGCUUUUGAAGUAAAGGGUAUUCUUUGAUUAAACGUAGCUAGAAUCUGUUCCCUUCUUCUUCUUCUUCUUCUUAUGGCUUACAAGUUUUAGUCUCCAGAACAAGUGGAAAAAAAUAAUUCCAUUUAGUUUUAGGAAUCUUUUGUGUGAUGGAGUUGGGUGAUUGUUGUUUAACUUCGAGUUCAACAAAGGGAGAGAAGCGAAAGCUGCGUAGGCAACAGCAGCAAGAGAAACCAUUCAGAGGGAUAAGGAUGAGGAAGUGGGGGAAGUGGGUUGCUGAAAUCAGAGAACCCAACAAGAGGUCUAGGAUUUGGCUCGGUUCUUAUACCUCCCCUAUAGCCGCUGCUCGUGCUUACGACACCGCCGUUUUCUACUUGCGUGGCCCUUCCGCUAGGCUCAACUUCCCUGACCUCGUUUUACAAGAAGACGACCUCCGGGAUAUCUCCGCCGCUUCCAUACGCAAGAAAGCAACCGAGGUGGGGGCUAAAGUCGACGCUUUGGAAACUUCGCUUCAUCAUGCUUCUGCUUCAUCUUCGGAAUCAUCCAUCCUUUCUCGAGUUUUCCGGAAACCUGAUUUGAACAAGUACCCCGAAACUUCUGAUGAGGAUUGAACAUUAUAAUAUUUACCAUAACCACUAAGCCUACAACUGUUUAUAGUCGCCACUUGUUUUUCUUUCACUUUUGUCUUUUGAUUCUCUCAUGAAAUAGAAAGUGCCCGAGGAAUAGAAUCAAUAAGGAAAAUGGAUUGAUUCUCUGUUUGAUAAGGUUAUGAAUGUUUUGCUUUGGGAA
Hibiscus syriacus is the source of this 798-nucleotide messenger RNA. RefSeq names its product ethylene-responsive transcription factor RAP2-1-like. The record is from RefSeq and is a predicted model, not a curated record. NCBI's taxonomy places the organism in Eukaryota, Viridiplantae, Streptophyta, Magnoliopsida, Malvales, Malvaceae. Bases 159 to 620 code for a protein of 153 amino acids. Gene Ontology annotation, molecular function: DNA binding; DNA-binding transcription factor activity. The transcript has a single exon. Gene Ontology annotation, biological process: regulation of DNA-templated transcription.